AUGCGCCCUACGCAGAUUUUGCAGAAGGGGAGGUCUGCCUGGAAGGGCCCUUACUUUGUUUCGUUCCCUAAUUUGAAGGAGGCCAUUACCAACCAUACUACCAUUAACACCACCGCUCGCUCGUGUACUAUUCUGCCAAACUUUGUUGGAGUUCGGUUUGGCGUUCAUAACGGCAAGGAGUAUGUCCCAGUGCUCGUGACGCAGGACAUGGUUGGCCACAAGUUGGGAGAGUUUGCGCACACGAGGAAGAGGUUUACUUUCAGGCAAACGAAGCGUUCAUAG
Messenger RNA from Coprinopsis cinerea okayama7#130, 282 nucleotides. Its product is annotated as mitochondrial 37S ribosomal protein RSM19. Gene Ontology annotation, cellular component: cytosolic small ribosomal subunit; ribosome. Gene Ontology annotation, biological process: ribosomal small subunit assembly; translation. The transcript has 4 exons. The coding region runs from base 1 to 282 and encodes 93 amino acids. NCBI's taxonomy places the organism in Eukaryota, Fungi, Basidiomycota, Agaricomycetes, Agaricales, Psathyrellaceae. The record is from RefSeq and is a predicted model, not a curated record. Gene Ontology annotation, molecular function: structural constituent of ribosome; RNA binding.